Molecule: messenger RNA, 1443 nt
Organism: Notechis scutatus (mainland tiger snake)
Lineage: Eukaryota; Metazoa; Chordata; Lepidosauria; Squamata; Elapidae
Gene: C3H1orf87
Product: chromosome 3 C1orf87 homolog
Source: RefSeq, a predicted model, not a curated record
AUGGCUUCAGUAAGAAACCUACCUUAUGGAUUUGGUACAAAUUACGAGACUGUAAUAAAGAUUAUUGGGAGCAAAUAUGUCCGAUGCCUUGUAGAGAAAAGUGAUGGGAAAGCAAAGGAGAUUGUGAAACCUGAGGCACACUCCAUGCUCCAAACUUUACCUCUGCAUAAUAUAAGACAGAGAAAUGGAAAAUAUCCAGACCGCAAUAAGGCACCUGGUCAGCAGAUCAAUAAUGGUGUGAAUAUUGAAUCUCAGAACAAAGAUGGAGUGGAAAAAUAUACAUCCAAACAAACAGAGACAGAGAAUGUUAUCAGAUCUGUGGACAACAAAGAACAAAAACCACUAAAUUUGUAUUGUGUUACUGCACCCUGUGGAGAUAAGUCUUUAUCUUAUAUUCACUCUAUCAAGAAACCAUCUUUUGAAGAUCAGAAUUCAUUACAACAACAGGGCAUUCUGCCAGAGACAAAGGAUGAGGAUGAUUCUCUUCUAGUUCUUCUCAGAAAGGAAUUUGAGCUGCAUCCUAUAAGCCUCACUAUUUUGGCCAGCCUGAAUGAAGAGCUCAAGGAGAGGGAUCCCAGGAAAUCAGGAUUUCUGUCUCAGGCCCAGUUGAGCACCCUGCUUCUCAAAUAUGAUAUCCCGCUACAAUUACCAACUGUCAAACUGCUUUUCAAGAAGUGUUCGCAAGCUAAUGACCAAGACCUGAUAGAUUAUGAAAAAUUGAUCCAGUUAUUAACACUCCAGGCAUCGAGCCAAAUGCAACAUAUACUUCCUGAGAAGAAUCAAAAUAAAAAGAAUCCAAGCUCUUGGACAUCAGAAAAUACAUUUCUGGCACUGAAGCAGAUACUAAAAGAACACGAUGGACAGCUGGAUUUUGAAAAAUUAACACAGAGUUUUCUGCAAGAAGACCAGAUUUGCUCAGGCCUUUUUUCAUUUUCUGAGGUAGAGAAUAUUUGCCAAAAACACGGACUAAUUCUACAUCCUGGGAUGAUGGAAACUUUGGCCAAUUUAUGUGACUUUGGUAGAAGAGGCAGAAUGCAAUGGAAACCAUUUGUAGAGUUGCUGAAGAAAGUCCAAACUGGAAUGAACCCUGCUUUGCUAGUUUGUAAAAGAAGAAAUGAGGAGAAAACUGAAGAUAAUUCUCAGAUUAAAGAACCAUAUAAACUUCAAACUGCUAAUCCAUGGAAUUCAUAUGAUGUCAGUGACUCUGAAGCCCAAGAGGCCUGGAUAGACCGGUUCAGAAAAAUGGAGAAAGCCCUUUAUUUAUCUGAUGUCAAAAACACAGGCAAGCUGGAAAAAGAAAAAGCCAAGCGUUUGAUUCAUAACUACAAUCAAAUUUAUGACCUGUGCCUCAGUCCUCUAAAAAUUGAUAAAGCAUUUCGGCCUUUUCAUUAUCACCAAGACAUGCCACUGGAACCCUUACUACAAUACUUAAAGGAGCUGUAA